GUCGGUAUCUAUGAUCAACAAGCUAUAGACGAUGUUAACUGUCAUCACAAGUUAGCACUAUUAUCAACAACUGGAUCUCGCGCAGCAGACAAACAAAAGGAUUAUUUUAAAAAUAUAAAAUUAAGCACAUAUGCUAAUUUUAGUAAGCUUUAGUUUAGCAACGGAAGCAUUUCGACCAUGGUUGUGUGACUACAAAUACAGUUGGUCCAUUACAAUAGACCCAUAAAAAUACAUGACUAUAUAGGCCUAUUGUGACCGAUGAUGGAGGAAGCAUGCGCGCCUAUACAGAGUGCCUGUGGUGAUAAUGGCGCUUCACGUCAACUUCCAAUGCUUUCUGUUGACUUCAUGUCUCGAGAUGACUUCAAAGCUAGCAAGAAUCUGCGUCUAACACGCAGUGGACAAUAUACUAUAGAAAAAGAAAAAUUGGAUCAGGACGUUUGGCAAAGAAAGCCUCCGGAUUUUAGGCCGCAAACAUAUAGACCCUCGCCACCAAAGAGGAACACUCGAGAGAGUAUGCAGCCCUGGAAGUAUGGUACCUUUCCCGGGACCUCAAAGCCUAAACCACUUGUCAGCUACGAGUUGAAAUUCCCAAAAUUGUUACAACCGGCGCGUCCAAAAAGUCGCCAAUUCAUUAAUAAAUUCAAAAUAAUUGAUUCAGACGAAGCCAAGCAACUGUUCGUAAAAGAGGGGAUGUACCCAAGAGAGGCUUAUCAGAUGCCAAAGAAGCAUGACUUUAGAGGCUAUCCACCAAUUGGCUCUUUAGGACUUUCAGAAUUCCGAACAGAUAUGGAAAGUGAUCCAUAUGGUUUAAAAUUUAAAACAGCCAAUAAAGACGUCAUUUACGGUUUGGUGCAGCCGAUAUCUGAUCGAUACAUGGGUCGACAGAUGGGUCGUGGUCCACUAACUCAAGGUCCGAAAUGGGAUUCGAAGCUUAUCUUACCGAAAGCGAAAUGGCCGAUUAGAAGUGCAGAAUUUUCGCGUUUUCGACAACAGAAUCGAUCCCCAUCCGUGGCUUUAAUGGAUCGUAUAGAGGAAACAUUGAAUAAUCGAUGGACAGAUGAAACUCGGGAGAGAAAUGCGAGAAGGAAGGAAAGGCAGCAAAUUGAAAAAGAACGGAGGUUUCGCGAAGAAAUAGCUAAAGAAAUGUCAGCGAUGAGGUGACACAACAUCAAAAGUAGGCUCACUGAAGAUGUACUUAUAUGUAAAUAUACAUAAAAUAAUCCAAAGGUGCUAAAAUGUCAGUGGUAUAUUAGGCCUAUAUAUGUGAGUCAUACAUCGCAGACUACAAGAAGUACGUGAAGGCGAGCGCACACUGCGCCGACGGACGGUCAGCCGACGCGAUUAAUGACGAUCAGUUCCGAAGCACUGGGCCCCAGUCUGUAGGGGCCAAAGAGGGCAAUCCUAUUAAUAAGCAGCAUUCCUUUAACAAAGCCUUGACAUUAUGGUCAGAAGCACCAAAAGCUGGCAAAUUAAAACAAUGUAGUAUCACGGUUUUAACUCUGAAAUAAUGAAAAAAGGGUCUAGAAUUUACAGAGAAUUCGAAUUAAAUUAUAUUAAUAACAGGUUACGGUAUUGUUUGAUAUUCCAAUGUGAAGGGCCCUAAUAAUCCAUUACUAAAUGCAUGGGCCCCCAACACUUUCUCGCCCCCAUGAGUCGUUGUUACGCUACUGGUUCAUAGUGAGUGGAGAUGGAUGAUUUGUCGAUGGUCCUUCAAUCUAAGAAUGUAAGAUCACCACGGACAAAAACAAAACAUUUCUGAUGCCACCAUAUCUUAUCCUUUUUCUCUUUUACAAUAUUGUUUUGUAGGUGAAGAUUCAUCAUAUUUUUUGCCAUUCUCUACUCAAACUUAUGCAUCUUAUAAAAUACUGAUGAAUAUAUAAAUUAUAGCUUAUGGUGUUACUGUGAUGUUAGGCCAACCGAUAGUGAAGACAAACAUAAUAAAUAUAUAUGUUGUGAGAUCCCGUAUGCUCUCCAAAGAACCAAUAAAUAUUUUUUCAGAUACCUGGGUAAUUAAAACGUAGAUGACGCUCACACAUAAUAUUAGCGUAGACAUACAGUAGGCCUGUAGGCCUAUGUAGGACUAUAUCAAGAAUAUUUAUUUGAUUGCCCUUGUUUAUUUUAAAGUAGGCCUAUAUUUCUCCCAACUGACUCAUUAAAACGUAGAUGACGCUCACGCAUAACAUUAGCAUAGACAUACAGUAUUUAUAUAAAGAAUAUUUAUUUCAUCACCAUGGUUUAUUUAAAAACAGGCAUAUAUUUCUCCCAUUAAAUUUGCCACGCAACGAACCAUUGGACAUUUUCUACCAGAAAAUAAUUUAAAAAAAAAAGUGCACUAAAUUUACUCCAUAAAUCAUUAUUAGGCAUGUAUUUCCUGUUUGGUUGAGUAAAGCCAAAUUAUACCUCUAUGGCCAAGCAUGGAGGAAGCAAAUUCCAUGGGCCAAGUUAAACUCAAUCAUGACUCAACUAACAUAAUGACCACACAAAUGUUCUGAAUUCAAGGACGUGGUUGGCCAAAACCUACGUGGUUGACGCACAGGACGCUGGACGGUCCUGACGUCACCGAGCAAAUCGAAAGCUCUCUAUUCAUUGUUAGUUUCAUUUAUUUAUUUAUUUAUUCAGGUAUAAAAAUAUAAAACAAUUACAAACAAUAGCCGAAGCUGAAGUGGUUUGCUUCACAAAAUUUGUUCACAAUAUUAAAACCUUAAAACUUAUUCACCAUAUCAAAACCUCAAGUAGACAUAACACAGUAAAAUGUUGAUAAGAUAAGAUAAAAAAAAAACAUAAGAAAUUCAGUUCAUUAAAAACAAAAUUAAGUCAAAUUAUUAUCAUAAUUAUAGAAAUAAAAAGGUCACAUUAUUAAGUUAUCAUUAUUAUCAUUUUAGUUACUAGUGUUUAAAUUAUGUUUAUAUGUUAUUAUACAGUAAUAUAUUGCACUUUUCCGUUAUUGGUACUUUAAUACAUUAUUAAUUUUAUUAAUUUAUAUACAGGUAAAUAUUGCAAUUAUCAUUAAUUUAUUAUUAUCAUUAUUUUACAAAUACUGUAAUUAGGCCUAUAGGUUUUUGCAGUAGGAAUGAAGAAAAAGAAUUAAAAUUGUAAAAUUAUAAAAUUAAAAUGCACACACACAACACACACACAAAAAUAACAAUCAUUCAAAUGGGGUACAUUAUGAGGAAUUGACUAAUUAGUUCGGUCAACUAUAAAAACUUGUAUUCAAGAGGCGAAUUACGAAGGUAUUGUAGAUUUUUUAAUCUCUCUGUGCGCCAUUUUGGCUCAAUAAGUAAUGAAGUACUGCUUUUCCUGAAGGAAAAAGUAGUGUAAGUAACAUUGGGAGGUAGUAGACGCCUAGGAUGCCUAUCAGAUUUCAGAAGUUUUUCACCAAAUUUCAGCAAUAGUAUGUCACUUCUUGAUUCGAGAGAAUAAGAGUUAGUAGAGAUCUACUAUACGAGUGGUAGCAUUGUCCUAAAAUAAUUCGACAAGCCCUAUUUUGGACACGUUUAAUUUUCAGACAUUGAUAUUUGGUGAUAGAGCCGAUGCCAAACCUCAGA
This is a messenger RNA of Anneissia japonica, 3545 nucleotides long. RefSeq lists its product as uncharacterized. The coding region runs from base 259 to 1161 and encodes 300 amino acids. The record is from RefSeq and is a predicted model, not a curated record. NCBI's taxonomy places the organism in Eukaryota, Metazoa, Echinodermata, Crinoidea, Comatulida, Comatulidae. The transcript has 5 exons.